UCCACAGAUGGCGGCGCGUCCUUAAGUGGCGGUUGAUGGCGGUUAACGGCUUAACGGUGGUGCGCGUUACAACAACUGUUCGGGUGCCGCGAAAUCGUGUCGGAAAACGAUGAAUUCGUACAAUUUGGCGUGUUUCUUAAUAGGUUUGGCAUGCGGCCUUUUUCACCGGUGGCAUGUCUCUACGUUGUUUGAAAACGACCGACACUUCUCGCAUUUGUCCGAGAUGGAAAGAGAAAUGUCCUUCCGCACGGAAAUGGGGAUGUACUAUUCUUAUUAUAAGACGAUCGUGGAAUCGGAGACGAUCUGGGAUGGAUUGGGAAAAAUCACUCACGACAAUAUUUCGGAAUACGGGACAGUUAUUAACGCAGCUAGAAAAUAUAGCUUGUUGCCAGAGUUGUUAGCUGGGAGUCUUUAUCACUGGGCCAAAAGUCUGGACAUCACAUUUGUUAAGCAGUGUUGGCAAAUAAAAAGAGGCGAGGGUUUGUCACCGGUUACCAGUUGCGAAGGACUGGGGGUGCCAAUUUAUUUUUACUUAGAAAUGGUUUGGUCCGCCAGCGUGUUCACGGCAUGUGUACUUUUCUGUUAUUCCGCGUAUCUGGGGAACAGUCUCAGCAGUGGUAUUAUUGCCGUGUUACUUUUCUUCUACAACCACGAUGAGUGCACUCGUGUACAGUGGACUCCACCUCUUAGGGAAAGUUUCGCGUACCCUGCUCUACUGGCUCAGAUGUAUGCAUUGACCAUGAUCCUCAGGGAAGGCACUGUACGUGAAGUACAAAAAGUGCGCAGAAAUUUACUUCAGAUGAUGGGUAUGGCCACCGUGAUCAGCCUGUGUUGCUGGCAGUUUUCACAUUACGUGUUCACCACACAAAUCAUCGCGUUGUUGAUUCUAAAAUGGAUGAAGAUAAUCUCUAACUUUUUAUACUUGGCUAUUUGCGUAGUCCACGCCUGGUCCAUUGGGAUAGCAAUGUGCAUCACCGACGGAACCGCUCUACAUUACUCUCUGUACCUGUGUUUUCUACUUACUAGCAGCGUCUUCAGUCUAUUGACAGAAAGACUGUUCCCGUUCCUGGCUACGGAGCUGCAAACUUCCAUGGAAGUCGUCCUCACCGUCGCUUCCACCCAAUAUUUAAAAUCUAUUUACAACAUGCUGUCCGAGGAACACGCGCACGUAUUCGACCUGCUGAGAGCGAAGCUGACCGGAUACAAGAACUUCCAUACGAUGUUGUACACCUGUUCCCCAGAAUUUGACUUUCUUCCAUACAGGAGCUACGAGACAAUCACGUUGACGCUACUCCUGCCGACUGCUGUACUCGCGGGCAUCCUCGCGGUCUAUUUUUGGUACAGGAAUUACAGGAACAAAGGAUAUCCCAAAUGCGUGGAGGCGGACGUGGCGUACAAUGGAUUGCAGACCGGGGCCUUCAUCCUUAUGGCUGUGUUCAUCAUGAGACUGAAACUUUUUAUGAAUCCGCAUCUUUGCAUCAUAGCCGGCACCGUUUGUUCGAGUAGAUAUCUGGAGAAGGUCGGUGUUAAGAGUGGUGCAACGAGGAUUCUGAUCACUCUCUUGCUGAUAUCGGCGAUGUCGUAUUAUGGGUUAGCCAGGUUCCAGGACGAGCGGAAUGUCAUGGGCGAGUACAGCAACAUUGAACAAGAGGAGCUCUUUGAGUGGAUCAAGAAGUCGACUCCCGAACGCGCGGUGUUUGCCGGGAAGAUGUCCCUGAUGGCGAACCUGAUGCUCUCCACUGGGAGACCCAUCGUGAACAACCCUUACUACGAGAGCAAGGAGAUGAGAGACCGGACGAUGAAGGUCUACGAAGUCUUCAGCAGGAAGGACAUCUCGUCCGUGUACUUCACGUUGAAGAAGCUAAGCGUCGAGUACAUCGUCUUGGAGGAGCCUCAGUGUUUCGGAUACGCGAAUCUUCGAACUGGGUGCCAAAUGAUCGAUCUGUGGGACCAGGUGGACAACGGGACGUCGAAAGCAGCCGUGAGACAACCGCUCUGUCCAGUCCUGUUCCAGGGGAAUGCUUAUCCUUUCAAGAGAGUCUUCGCGAACGGUCAUUACGUCGUUCUGCGACUCGACUAUUCGUAUUACGUCGAGUUAAAGCCAAAGAGUUCUCUCCUUUAUCAAUCUUGAUUCGCGCGACCGAUGACAUUAAGUGGAACCGAAGUACCUCGCGAGAUCGUAGUAUAUUUUUUAUCGAAACGUGGGUGCGAGCCAAAGGA
This is a messenger RNA of Ceratina calcarata, 2220 nucleotides long. RefSeq names its product putative C-mannosyltransferase DPY19L1. The record is from RefSeq and is a predicted model, not a curated record. Gene Ontology annotation, molecular function: mannosyltransferase activity. Gene Ontology annotation, cellular component: nuclear inner membrane. NCBI's taxonomy places the organism in Eukaryota, Metazoa, Arthropoda, Insecta, Hymenoptera, Apidae. Bases 110 to 2131 code for a protein of 673 amino acids. The transcript has 9 exons.